This is a messenger RNA of Hypoxylon fragiforme, 1188 nucleotides long. RefSeq lists its product as uncharacterized. Bases 130 to 1032 code for a protein of 300 amino acids. Gene Ontology annotation, biological process: proteasome-mediated ubiquitin-dependent protein catabolic process. Gene Ontology annotation, cellular component: cytosol; proteasome regulatory particle, base subcomplex; nucleus. Lineage: Eukaryota; Fungi; Ascomycota; Sordariomycetes; Xylariales; Hypoxylaceae. The transcript has 2 exons. The record is from RefSeq and is a predicted model, not a curated record. Gene Ontology annotation, molecular function: polyubiquitin modification-dependent protein binding.
UACAACGGCCGUACAACCUCAUUACGGCCUAUUUUGAUAGCCUCAUACGACAAACCGAUUCUCCCAUCAUUUAAAUACAUGCACAUAUACGCAAGCAGCGAUUUAUAUUAGUGGAAAACUACUGCCAAGAUGCCGUUGCAAGCAGUUAUGAUCGUUGUGGAUAACAGCGAGAGUAGCCGCAAUGGCGAUUACCAGCCUUCUAGGUUCGAUGCUCAAGCGGAUGCUAUUAAUAUCACGUUCGAAAGCAUUACCCAGUCCAACCCCGAGUCUUCCGUCGGCUUGAUGAGUAUGGGUGGGAAAGGACCCGAAGUUCUGUCCACCUUGACGACGGAGCGCGGCAAGCUUCUCGAUGGCUUGCACCGCACAAAAAAGAAGAUCUCCGGCUCCUCUCACCUUGCGACAGGUAUCCAGAUUGCCAGUCUAGCAUUGAAGCACCGACAAAACAAGUCGCAACGCCAGCGCAUCAUCGUCUUCGUAUGCUCUCCCGUAGCCGACGACGAGAAGAAGUUAGUUUCAUUAGCAAAGAAGAUGAAGAAGGGAAAUAUCGAUAUCGAUUUUGUUCUAUUCGGCGACCUAGAUGACGAUGACGUACAGAAGAAACUCGAGGCUUUCAACGCCGCUGUUAAGACCAACGAUAAUUCGCACCUCGUUGUCAUCCCACCCAGCGGAAAGUUACUAAGUGAUCAACUAAUAACCACACCUAUCCUACUUGGCGAGGGAGCUGCAGGCGGUGCCGGCGCUGCAGCCGAAGGUGGCGGUGGUGACUUUGGUGACUUCGACUUUGACCCUAGUGCCGAUCCGGAACUGGCACUUGCCCUACGCAUGAGUAUGGAAGAAGAGAAUGCGAGACAGGCCAAGCAAGCCAAGGAUGCAGAGGCCGCUAAGAAGCCCAAGUUAGAGGGCAUAGACGAAGAUGGUGAAAAUCAGCCACUGCUGAAUGAGCAGGGCGAGCCCAGCGGAAGCGGAAGCGGGUCUGCCGAAGAGAAAAAAGAUAGCAAGAAAGAUGACAAUGACAAGAUGGAUACGUCGUAGGCUUGCUUAUUUAUCUACGGCCAGUUAACUCCGUUCUCGUCGGCAUAUGAUCACGGAGUUGGGCUUGUACAGUAAUAAUAGACUUGAGGCUUCUGCUAGUGAUGAAUUAGGAGAGCUGCCUAUCCCGCAGGAAAAUAGCAGCAGUUUUUCUAUUGA